Messenger RNA from Heterotrigona itama, 1053 nucleotides. The record is from the annotation of a GenBank genome assembly. NCBI's taxonomy places the organism in Eukaryota, Metazoa, Arthropoda, Insecta, Hymenoptera, Apidae.
AUGGGUUAAAUUCAUUGCACAAAAAAUUAUAUAUUUUAGAUUAUCUUAUUUCUCUCUUGAAGAAAGAAAAGAAUUGGCACGGGUAGAUUUUUUUUAAGACGAAACCUUUGAUCGCAAAUUUUUGCAUGUACGCGCUAAACGAAUGCCGUAUUUCAUAUAAUGAAAAAUAAAGUCUUCUUUCGAGUGAAAGAGAUUUAAAUCAGUCUGGCAUUCAAAUACGGAUUUUUACAUAAAUAUGGUUGGGAAGAAGAAUGUGGACUUGCGCGAAGGCAGAUAUACCCCGUGCUUUUGCGUGGCAGUUUCAGUGCAUCAGCGCGAGGCCCGCGCACAUCGUUACCGAGUCCGCGGGCUGAGUCCGCGCACAUCGUUACCGAGUCCGCAGUUGGUCCGCGACCGAGUCCGCGGGUUAGCCAGUCGUGGAGCGAAUCGAUCGGCGAAUUAGAAGUGCACGCGUCGAUCGGAUUCGAACGGCCGAUCACGGAGACGAACGAGACCACAUCGUGGAGAGCCGAGAGAAGGGAAACGAAGGAAAAAAAGGAAGAAAAAGAGAGAAGGGAGAAAAGAAGAAAGGAAAUCUUUGUUGUUCAGUUGAGUAAUCAAGUUAGAAGGGAAUAUCGGAAGAGAUCGUUAGAUCGAUCGUUAGAUCGAAGCGACGACGAAAUCGCAGUUGCGAAGCCAGAUCGCCGAUCGCGAUCGUACGCUUGUGAAUCGGCAACGGACCGGUGUUUGCGGUCAAUGAAGGCACGUAAGAGCCGCGAGAAAAACGUAGUCGCAAGACGUAGAAUGCAAACAUCCCUUUCUGUAUUGAUCCUUCAAACUCAGCUUUACAGCUUCUUCGGUCAUCUCUCUUUGACAGAAUUAAUAUUCAUUCGUACCUUACAUAGUUCAGUGAUCGUAAUUUUAGCAGCGAUCAAUGGGAAGCUUCUACCUUAGUCGCAAACAAGCCAGAUGACAUUUCGCUAAUUGAACAUGAAUCGAACGUUCUUUUUUUUUCUUUUUUUUUUUUAGGCUUUGCAUCAAAUGUACGUAGAAACAACACGGGAAACAGCAUGA